AUGCAGGCGUCCAAUUCCUCUCGUAUGAACUUUACAUUUAACAAUCAUUCCGCUGUAAAAGACGAACAAGAGGGCAUUCAUGUUGCGCAGUGCGUAUUGAAUGGUCCACUAUUUGACCAAAUUGAUGGCGUGUCAACUCUCUAUGAUUUGUUGAAAAAUUCAGUCAAACGUCAACCGAAUGACCCAUUUCUUGGAUGGCAUGAAUCGUUAACAGCUCCCUAUCAAUGGUGGACCUAUGAGCAAGUUUACGAGAAGGCAGUGGCUUGUGGUUCGGGUUUGCUUGAACUGCCCGAGUUAUCUAAUAAGGACGUGAAAUGUGUCGGAAUCUACGCCUCAAAUUGUCCUGCUUGGAUUAUUACUGAAUUCGGUUGCUGGGCUUAUGGAUUGACUGUUGUAACCCUUUACGAUACUCUGGGACAGCAAGCUAUGAUACAUAUCUGCAAUGAAGCUGAACUCACAGUUGCAGUUUGCGAUACCCCAGAGAGGGCUAGGAAGCUGAUUAUAUCUCGAAGUUCCUACCCAGAGCUUAAAAAUAUUGUCCUCGUCUCACCUCAAGGCGAAUUGGAACGUCUCCGCACAUUAGCAGCUGGGGAAAUUGAAAUUAUUCCCUUUGACGAUCUUCUGGUGAGUGAUGACACCUCGUCGAAGCUCUCUUUCUAUAUUGAUUCUGGUCUUUCAAUGUUACCCCACAACAAAAUUCGCAUUUUUGUUCGUGGAAUGGGGCGUCGAAAACCUCUUACCGUAAGUUUUAGAAGACUGUUUUAUUCCCCUUCUUGUCUCCUCUUGCGCGCCAUAAGAGCCACAUCAUUUGCUGUGCUGUCUUCUGCUUUUAGCCCCAUGGUGCAGAUGAUAUCGCCCUUAUCUGCUACACCAGUGGAACAACAGGCAAGUCGUCAACUCUCUUUUUUUAUCCCUGGGAAAAUUAAGUGUUUGAAAAGGCUCUCUCUGCUAGAAGCCAGCAUUGUGUGGAAUUUAUUUAAAAUUCCUAAUCUCUUUCAUUUUUACCAUGUAGGUACUCCGAAAGGACCGGUGAUUACAAGUCGCAAUCUUCUAGCAGUUCUUGCCGGCACACUGAAGCUAUUCGGCCCCUUCCUCACAAAGAACGAUGUAAUCCUCUCAUUCCUGCCGCUAGCGCAUAUUUACGAACAAUUCUGCGAGGUAAGUUCCAAUUUCUCCCUAAUGAUUGUCCUUAUUUUUACUCAGACAAAUCGGUACUUAACUUAUCUCCAAGGCCCAUAUGGGGCUGUGGGAACUCAAUUGUACAUUGUUUACUUGGGUGGUAGAAUUGGAUUCUACUCAGGAAAUGUUGCGACUGUGAGUGACGACAUGAAGGUAUUGAGGCCCACUGUCUUCACAACCGUUCCACGUCUGCUUUGCCGGAUCUUCGAUGCCGUCACACAGAAAGUCUCCAAAUCUCCUUUCAAAAAAUUCCUUCUAAAGUACGCUCUAAAGGAGAAGUGCCAUCAAGUUGACAAACAAGUAUUUAAGAACAAUUCAAUCUGGGAUACCCUGGUAUUCUCUCGAAUUCGAAGCAAAUUUGGCGGAAAUCUGCGUUUGGUUCUCGUCGCCGGGGCACAAGUUUCACCUCCUGUUCUACGUUUCAUGCGAGCGGUAUUUUCGUGUCCGGUAAGGAGUGACUUUAGACGUUCCUAUGAUUCAUCUACCACGUGUCAUUUAAUGUGUCAGACCACACUGGACAAAUAUCGAUUACUUUCCCUAAUAAUCAUUUCUAAUUGCAGUCUAGCGCAUAUGUACUUAGUAAUCAAUUUCUAUGAGUCAAGUAGAUUGUUUUCUUGGCAAGUCGGCAAACUAAGUACAAUUCGAUAA
Rodentolepis nana is the source of this 1827-nucleotide messenger RNA. The record is from the annotation of a GenBank genome assembly. Lineage: Eukaryota; Metazoa; Platyhelminthes; Cestoda; Cyclophyllidea; Hymenolepididae.